AUGGCUAAGCUGACCCCUGCCUUUCCUACCUCUCAAAACUUCAGAAGUCCCUGGAAGAAGGCAGAUAGAGCUGUGACCCAGCCUCUUAUGUCUAGGCCACUGAUGCUGCACCUCUGCAGGCAACUUGUUGAAAAGAAAUCUGGCGGCGUCACCACCAUUCCCAAGAGAGAGGCGGAAGGGGAUGUUAAUGGGGAUGAAGCUGAAGUGAAUGAUGAACCACAGAAAUUUUCCAGGUUAUCUGUUAAAUUUGCUCCUCCAAAGCCAGAGCCCAAGGCUAAAAAGGCUCCUGAAAAUAAAGGAGAAAAUGUAUCCAAAGGGAAAUAGGGCAAAACUGAUGAGAAUAACCCUGCAGAAAAAAGAGAUGCCAAAACAGACCAGUCACAGAAGGUUGAAGGUGUGGGAGAUGCCAAGUGA
Messenger RNA from Pteronotus mesoamericanus, 414 nucleotides. RefSeq names its product non-histone chromosomal protein HMG-17-like. Gene Ontology annotation, biological process: chromatin organization. The record is from RefSeq and is a predicted model, not a curated record. Gene Ontology annotation, molecular function: nucleosomal DNA binding. NCBI's taxonomy places the organism in Eukaryota, Metazoa, Chordata, Mammalia, Chiroptera, Mormoopidae. Gene Ontology annotation, cellular component: chromatin; nucleus.